This is a messenger RNA of Closterium sp. Yama58-4, 336 nucleotides long. Lineage: Eukaryota; Viridiplantae; Streptophyta; Zygnematophyceae; Desmidiales; Closteriaceae. The record is from the annotation of a GenBank genome assembly.
AUGCACACUUGGCGCUUGUUAUCACACUCCACCUGGCUUCUCUACGCCUCUGUGCUGGCAUCUGACGUGGCAGUGCUGCCACGUGGCGACGAGACGGAGAUCGGGGAGCGGGGGAUCAACCUAUCAGGCGGGCAGAAGCAGCGCAUCCAGGUGGCGAGGGCCGUGUACCAUGAUGCUGACAUCUACCUGCUUGAUGACCCCUUCUCCAGUGUUGACACCGCCACCGGCUCCUUGAUCUUUGAUCGCAUUCAGGUGGCGAGGGCCGUGUACCACGAUGCUGACAUCUACCUGCUUGAUGACCCGUUCUCCAGUGUUGACACCGCCACCCAAGGAUAA